AUGGAGGUGGGGUGCAUCUUAAAGAGCUUCAUCCUCAAGUACGUACAACAAGAUGAGGAUCUCAGGAGGUGA
Messenger RNA from Spirodela intermedia, 72 nucleotides. NCBI's taxonomy places the organism in Eukaryota, Viridiplantae, Streptophyta, Magnoliopsida, Alismatales, Araceae. The record is from the annotation of a GenBank genome assembly.